Messenger RNA from Capsicum annuum, 2003 nucleotides. Its product is annotated as U-box domain-containing protein 9-like. The record is from RefSeq and is a predicted model, not a curated record. NCBI's taxonomy places the organism in Eukaryota, Viridiplantae, Streptophyta, Magnoliopsida, Solanales, Solanaceae. The transcript is spliced from 3 exons. Bases 437 to 1795 code for a protein of 452 amino acids. Gene Ontology annotation, biological process: protein ubiquitination. Gene Ontology annotation, molecular function: ubiquitin-protein transferase activity; protein binding. Gene Ontology annotation, cellular component: cytoplasm; nucleus.
UGGAAGAUUUUUGACUCAUCUUUCUCACGUGGGAAAGGCAAAGAGAGCACCGCAGCUGAAGCCAGAAGAGGAGUGCAUGAUGACGAGUCCAUCUUAAGAGUCUUCCGCGUAGCUGCCAGCUGUCCGGCGAUGGAUUCCCCUGAUCGCGUACCUCACACAAACCCACACACUUAGAAUGACAUAACUCACACCCAAAAUCCCAAAUAUAGUAUCUAUUUUCUGUUUUCCCCAUCAUUCUUACGCUAUACUCUUAAGUGCCUGUAUGUAGAGAGGGAAAGUAAGAGAGGGUAUGCGGGUGUGGCAAGAAGGGUAAAAGGAAAAUGGAAGAGAGUCUCACAUUCUGGGUCGCCGCUCGGGUAUGCGGGUGUGGCAAGGAGGGUAAAAGGAAAAUGGAAGAGAGUCUCACAUUCUGGGUCGCCGCUCUUUGGGUGUUCCAAUGGCCAAGAAUGGUGUUGUUGAAGGCGAUCCACCCACUGCUACGGCAACGGCGGAGUUGAAAAGAGAGUUACAGAGACUAGUUAAGGCCAUUCUGUCUGAAGAUGACAUCAAUGUCGAUACCAUUGAUAAAACCCAUCAAACCCUUUUCGCCUUAAAGGACUUAAACCUUAAACAACGGCCCUCCUCCUUCAACUCUCAGCUUCCUUUUCCUGAUGAAUUUCGUUGUCCACUUUCCAAAGAACUCAUGAGGGAUCCUGUUAUCCUUGCCACCGGUCAGACUUAUGAUAGACCCUUUAUUCAGAAAUGGUUAAAGGCUGGGAAUAGGACAUGCCCUCGAACACAUCAAGUACUUUCACAUACAAUUCUUACACCUAAUCACUUGAUUCAGGAAAUGAUCUCGCAAUGGUGUAAAAAUAAUGGGAUUCAAUUGCCAGACUCUGUUCAGUAUUUGAAUGAUGAAGGGUUGACUGAAGCUGACCGGGAUUUAUUCUUUUCUUUGCUUGAGAGGAUGUCUUCUACGUUAUCUGAUCAAAAAGUUGCUGCAAGAGAACUGCGUUUGUUAACUAAGAAAAUGCCUUCUUUUCGGGCACUAUUUGGAGAAUCUACUGAUGCAAUUCCUCAACUUCUUCGUCCCCUCUCUCAAAGCAACAGCAAUGUUCAUCCCAAUCUCCAAGAAGACAUAGUCACAACACUUCUAAAUCUUUCCAUCCAUGACAAUAACAAGAAGCUUGUCGCAGAAACUCCACAAGUUAUUCCACUUCUUUUGGAUGCAUUAAGAUCAGGAACAAUUGAAACAAGGAGCAAUGCAGCAGCUGCACUUUUCACACUAUCUGCACUUGAUUCUAAUAAAGAGCUUAUUGGAAAAUCUGGUGCCCUAAAACCACUGGUUGAACUUCUAAAUGAAGGGAACCCUGUCGCGAUGAAGGAUGUUGCUUCAGCUCUUUUUAGUCUGUGCAUUAUCCAGGACAAUAAGGCAAGAGCGGUUAGAGAUGGUGCUGUGAGGGCUAUCCUGAAAAAGAUAAUGAGUAAUGUGCACGUUGAUGAAUUGCUAGCUAUACUAGCGAUGCUAUCAAAUAAUCAAAAGGCAGUUGAAGAGAUGGGAGACCUUGGGGCAGUUCCAUGUUUGCUUAAUAUAAUAAGGGAGAGCUCAUGUGCUCGCAGCAAGGAGAAUUGUAUUGCAGUCCUUUACACAAUCUGUUGCUGUGAUCGAACCAAAUGGAAGACAAUAAGGGACGAGGAGAAAACCUAUGGAACAAUCUCUGAACUUGCUCAAAAUGGUACAGCAAGAGCCAAGAGAAAGGCCAGUAGUAUUCUUGAUAGAUUGAAUAAGGCUGUCAAUCUUACCCAUACUGCAUAAAAGCAGUAGUUUCAAGCACAAAAUCUGUAAAUUCUGGUGUCCAACCUUGGCCUUUUCCUUUCAUGAGAAGUGUUUUGAGGCAUGUUGUGGUUCAUUUGCAACCUUCCAUUUUGUACAUUCUAUCUGAGAUUUACAAUUAAGUCAUUGUGAAUAAUUUAUUAUGAGGGGAGUUUUUGUAUAAAUAAUAUCCAUGCUCUUUUGGUCUCGA